Messenger RNA from Mizuhopecten yessoensis (Yesso scallop), 3563 nucleotides. RefSeq lists its product as uncharacterized. NCBI's taxonomy places the organism in Eukaryota, Metazoa, Mollusca, Bivalvia, Pectinida, Pectinidae. The record is from RefSeq and is a predicted model, not a curated record. Bases 158 to 1228 code for a protein of 356 amino acids. The transcript is spliced from 9 exons.
CUUCAGCUUGAGAAUCUAUAUAAGUAUAUCUUAACACUUUUGUUUAGUGCUCAUAUACUUGUUAGCAGCUGUAAAUCUAUUUUCCUCACGUCACGUUGACAAAGUUAUAAACGAAACUACAAUCAGCGGUUAAGCCAGACUAACUCUACAAUUCUGAAUGGCUAGGACUACAUAUAUUCUCCAAGCGGUGCUCUGUGUCUUCCUCAGCCUUUCACGGGAUGUGGAGAUGUCGGAACUAGUUUCUCUAAACGGACAAACAGUCGAAAGCAGUAGUUACCACUUACCAAAGUAUGCUGUGGAUGGGGAUUUAAAUUCAUGUGCGUACCAGGCUCGUAGACAAGUUGAGGUGUAUUUGAGGGUAAACCUACAGAGACGAGUCAACAUAGAAAAGGUCGAAAUACAUUACAGAGAAGAACUUUCUGUCGUCAGUGACCUAUUUGGAAAUCGAUUCUCUGGUUUCGAGGUGUACCUUUCGAAUUCCACCCAGAGACGAAGAGAAGACCAAUGUUCCAAGGACCAAUCAGCGAACGUGAACCAAUUUCAAAGUUUUGUAAGUCUCAAAGAGUGUAAAGGAACUGCACAAUAUGUGAUUAUAUACAACCACCGGGAAACGCUUGGUUUACUUGACUUGCUUGACGACAACGCACUCCCAAAGCUGUGUGAAGUGAAGGUGUAUGGAUGUGACGAGGGCACAUAUGGAAAUGGAAAUUGUGACGAAACAUGUUCCUCGAAUUGUCCCGGCAGUCUCUGUUAUCCAAAUUCAGGAAUUUGUCUGUACCGUGGUGACACCACAAAUACCACACCGGGGACAACAGCCUGCCGACCUUGUCCAGGGUCAUGUGCUGGUCCUUGUGACGAUUCCGGAUGUUGUAAGGACCAUGGUGACACCACAAAUACCACACCGGGGACAACAGCCUGCCGGCCUUGUCCAGGGUCAUGUACUGGUCCUUGUGACGAUUCCGGAUGUUGUAAGGAUGAGCAGGACACAGCCAGAAUGACCAAGGAGCCUAUUACUACCCCAGUGCUCGCCGGUGUGACUGGACUCUUAGCAAUUCUGUUGAUGGUUUCUGUCAUCAUUAUUAUCAAAAUGAGAAUAAAACAAACAACGCCCUCCCGAGAUGAGAACCAUCAAGAGGAUACGUAUGACGACCUGAACACAAUGGCAUUACAGCCACCGAAUACCUAUGAUGAUUUGAGGAAUGUCAGUAACAGUCAGGGAAGAAAGUAGCACUGCCUGUUUGAUAGUCUACAGUGACUUAUAUUAUAUUGCUUGUUUAGUAGUCUUAACACAGACUGACGUGACUUGUAUAUAAGUUGAGUAUAAACAUCACUUCAUUUAUAGGUCAGAAUUGGUCACAAAAAAGUGCCCCUUGAUAGUAAAUCUGCCUGUAAGUGCCGAAAGUAAAAACUGAAAAUAGCCCUUAGCAAAACUGACACGACAUGUAUGAUCUGCUUGUUUAAUAGUCGACACACAGACUCACAUGACUUGUAUGAUAUUGCUUGUUUAAUAGUCGACACACAGACUCACAUGACUUGUAUGAUUUUGCUUGUUUAAUAGUCUGCACACAGACUGACACGACAUGUAUGAUCUGCUUGUUUAAUUGUCGACCCACACAGACUCACGUGACUUGUAUAUUUUGCUUGUUUAAUAGUCGACACACAGACUCACAUGACUUGUAUGAUUUUGCUUGUUUAAUAGUCUGCACACAGACUGACACGACAUAUAUGAUAUUGCUUGUUUAAUAGUCUGCACACAGACUGACAUGAUUUGUAUGGUAUUGUUGUUUAAUAGUCUACACACAGACUGACGUGAUUUGUAUGGUAUUGCUUGUCAUAGUCUACACACAGACUCACGUGACUUGUAUAUAUUGCUUGUUGAAUAGUCUACACAUAGACUGACAUGACUUGUAUGGUAUUGCUUGUUUAAGAGUCUACACACAGACUCACGAGACUUAUAUGGUAUUGCUUGUUUAAGAGUCUACACACAGACUCGCGUGACUUGUAUGGUAUUGCUUGUUUAAUAGUCUACACACAGACUCGCGUGACUUGUAUGGUAUUGUUUCGUUAAAAGACUUCGCUCAGACUCACGUGACGUGUAUGGUAUUGGUUGUUAAUAGUCUACACACAGACACACGUGAUUUGUAUGGUAUUGCUUGUUAAUAGUCCACACACAGACUCACGUGACCUGUAUGGUUCUGCUUGCUAAUAGUCUACAUAGACUCACGUGACUUUUAUGAUUUGCUUGUUUAAUAGUCUACAUUCAGACAGACGAGUUAUGUUGAUGAUUGCCUGUUUUAACAGUAUUUCCAAUGUGUCUUUUUUGUACAGUUUGUAUAUAAGUUGAGUAAAAACAUCAUUUUUUUAGGUCAGAAUUUGUCACGAAAAAGAGCCCUUGACGGUAAAUAUGCCUUUAAGCGGCGCAUGUAGUUUUUUGUCGUUAUCAUUUUAAACUUUAGAUUUUAAAAAAGGCAUUUUCUCGCUUUGUUGCAAUGGUAGAGUGAAAACUGAAAUUAUCCCUAAGCAAAACUGACCCUAUCCAUCCACACUAUUUGACAUAUCCUGUGGAAUGUCAGUUCAUUUUAUGUAAUACUCCUUAAAUUUAUUUUCUACAUUUGGGAAUCAUUUAAAACCGUCUCGAUAUCAUAUCGGAGACUAUUAUAACAUAUCCAUGCUCACAUUUGUACAAGAUGUUGAAACUUAAAUACAGAUAUUAAUUGUAUUACACAACCACAGCUGCGUAAGCAGGUAUAGAAUAGGACUAUGUAUCCACAAUACAGAGAUCGGGAAAUAUAACUUUAGUACUUUAUCAUUUACAUUUGAAAAGUUUUUACUUUCCUUUAGCAUCAUAAGUCUUCAAAAAGGUUAGCGACAACAGUCUAACGUAUAUUAAAAUGAACUGGUUAACACAAUUAUUGUUCGGUGCAUUUGAAGCACAUUCUUUAUUGCUUGAGUGUAUGUGUAGAAAUUCCAUGUACUAGAAAUAAAAUGCAAAAAAUAUAUUGUAUACUUUUUACAUUUACUUCCUUUGCUUCCACCCUAACUCGUUGUUAUUGAGAUUCUUAUGUUCUGUAUGUGACAUUAUUUUCUUUGGGACCACUUAUCCUCAUUUAUCAUAUUCCAUUAUAUUAUAUUUUGCUAUAGACCAAUCACGUUGAUGUAACAAUCAAUACCCAAACCGACAAUAUUUUGCCUAACAAUUGUUUGUCAAUGUAAUAUAAUUUUGAGAUGAAGUAUUUAUAAUGCAUGCAUUUGGAGAUAAAAUAUCUUAUUGAUAAAAUAUUUUAAUCUCAUGUUUCUGUAUUGGACUUGUAUCGUUUUGUUGUUUCCUUUAAUUCUACAUUCACAAAAAGAUUAUGUUUAUUGUUUCUACAUGUCAGUUGUUAUAGAAAAAACAAAGUAGGGAACCUUAUUUUGAUUAUGUGUAAUUCUUUGUUCUACAUUUUUGGUAUAAGUCUGUAAUUGGAAUCAUCUGAUUCUGCACCUAUAGUAGAUAUGUUGAUUUAUUUAUUUUCCGUUCUUUGUCAUCCUCUACUAUUCCAAGAUCUCCAGACAAUUAAAUAUCA